Messenger RNA from Porites lobata, 38760 nucleotides. NCBI's taxonomy places the organism in Eukaryota, Metazoa, Cnidaria, Anthozoa, Scleractinia, Poritidae. The record is from the annotation of a GenBank genome assembly.
ACUUGUGUGUUGGCUUGAUAAUUAUCAAAAUAGCCCUAACGCUUUGGUCAGUUGUUCGUUCGGUGAACACCAUGAUGCCAAGCAACCCGCGGAAAGCUCAUGGCGUAAGAGAAGGUAUGAAUGCUUUUGUAGUUUGAAACGAUAUACCUUCACUUCUGUUUCAUAUGAAUAUCUCCUUCGUCGAAAAUGUAGCUACUUUUUGGGUGUCUUGAACGCAGAUAUGUCGAGGAAAACAACUAAAAGAAGCGACAGCGAUGGCGAUGAUAGCGAUGGUUUACCUCCAUUGCUCCCAUGCACGUCCGACGAAGAGGUAGAGAAAAGUUAACACUUUUAUAUCGCGUUUCUCUUGGUUUACUGGCCAUAGAGGUCAAUUUUGCAGUUUUCCUAAGUACAUUUCUAUCUAAUCUUUUAACCAAAGGAGGAUGAUGUGGAAGAAUAUUCUAAAAAACCGGCAAAUAAAGCAAAAGUGAAAGGAAAGGAGGCAUCCAAUAAGUCAAAGAGUGACGGUUAGUAGUUGUUACAUCUCAGGGCUGUAACUGUAACUCACAAAAUAAAUGAAGUGCAGUUGAAAAUUGUCUUUUUGGUCAGAAGCUUACAUUGAUUAACCUUUAUAAUGAACUUUAUAAACCACAUAUAAUAUUGAGGUUGAAUAGGGUGUUGGCCAGCAGGGGGUUAAGGUGGGUAACACGACGUUUUGCCCCCAUUUGAGUUCAUCCCAUUGGACUUGACACACAUUUCAAGUUCUCCUUGUAGGAAUCAAAAUAAUGGCCAGUCAAUGGACAAUGUCCACUCACUGGUCAUGUUGACUGGUCUCACAGACUCUUAUUCUUGAACAAAUGGCCAAAUCCUCACCUGUAAAUCUUAGUUUUUGUUUCUUUGUAAAAAUGCAAUCAUGUUCACUGAUAUAAAAUUACACAAGGAUUAGUUCACUUUUUUCCAAUUUUUUUGACUGGUCAGAAAACAAGACUUGACUGAGAAAAAAUUCAUUUUCUUUUGAGCCCUGUCCUUGCAACCUCUUUUCAAGACUUAACGUCUGGUUUAAGCACCAAAUUUCACAUGGGCCAAAUGUAAUUCAGGAAUAUUAUUUAAAUGCAUGGGGAUUUUCCUUGGCUAAUGUUGGCACUACCCACAGCUACUGUCGUAGGGAAUACAAUGACAUUUAAACCUGGAAUAGCUUCCGAGCUGUUCAGGUAUCCAUAUAUCACACAUCAUUAUAAUAAAGCUGAAUUAUAAGGAGAGUUAAAGGAAGCAGAUGGCGAGGAAACCUGCAGGAAACCACGAGGCUUAUAAAAAAUCAGGUUUCCUCAGAACAACAAAAAAAAGCCAGAGUUUUAUGACAAUAUGGAACAGCAAAAGUAGUAUAAGCUUUUACACAAAAAUAUAAGUAACCAAAGCUGAAAGCAAUAUUAAGUUAUUUCCUAUUGAGAAGAAAUUCUUUAAGCUUUUUUUUAAAAGAUGCAUUGGAGGUAAUAUAUCAAGCAUGAGAUGCAGUUUUUCAUCACCAGAUGAAACACUGAGAAGAGAGUUGAAAAUAAGAUGGGAUUUUAGAAGAUUUUAGAAGGAGAAAUUUAGGAUGCAAAAAUGAGCUGUUUUUCACCUGAUUUCCAAACACUCAUUUAACUUUUUAAAAUUUCCUUUGUAUUUUCUUUAUGAAUUAUUAAUGAGUUUGAGAAGUACAGUUCAUAGAUGAUGACAAAAUGUAGUAAGAACAAAACUGGGACACAUGACUUGAGUCACUGGCAUGUUUGUCCUCAAUAAUUCUUACUUCAUUUUAAGACGGAAUCCAUCAGGAAAUAGAAUAAUUUUAAUUUUCAGUGGACAAAAAGCUUGUACCAGAAUAAUUUAGACAAAAUCACAUUCUUUUUUUACAUUUUUCAUGGGCUAUAGAUACAAUUAGUUAUCUGCAAUAACACCAAAGACUAUUUCUCAUGGGAGCCUCAGAAAAUAAAUGUCAAAUUUUCAUAAGAAUUGUGAAAAAAACAGGUAAAAUACAGAAAUUUUCAUGUGUAAGGUGUCAUUUUGUGAAAUUUGACAUUUAUUUUCACGGGCCCUCAUAAGAAACUUGCUUUGGUGUUAUUACAGAUAACUAAUAACAUCUAUAGCCCUUGAAAAAUGUAAAAAAAAGAAUGCGAUAUUGUUUGAAUAAUUAUUCUGGUACAAGGUUUUUCUCCACCGAAAAUUAAUAUUACUCAAUUUGCUAAUGGAUUCCGUCUUAAGUCUUUGUGACUUAUAAUAGUAUUUGUUGUCACUUGCGAUUCAAUAUUUUUUCCAGGUUUAAAUUUUAUUUUCCUGUUUUUCAAAUGUUCCCAAGAACAGAAGGAAAAAAUGGAGCCAAUGAUAAAACUGAACCACAGUGUGUCCAGAAAAAUGGAAUCUGCUCACUAUCUACAAGAUACUAAAUUAAAAAUAGCCAUUGAUGCUAACCAGAAAUGUUUGGGAAAAUUUCAUCUGUGUAGAAAAACAAAACAAUUGCAAUGAUUUCAUUUUCUAGAAUAAUGUGCCAAUUUUACUAUCAUUAUUAGAAUAAUUUUACUAUUAUUAUUAGAAUAAUGUGCCAAUUUUUCCUGCUGCUGAAUAGUGCUGGACUAUUAAUAGUUUAUUUUAACCCAAAAGUGAAAGACAGAAGAGAGGAAACUUCAGCCAAAGAUGUUAACAGUAAGGUUGAUUCUCCAGUCAAAGAACCUGAGCCUUGUAUGACAGAUGAUUCUAGUAGCCCUGUCAUUUCGUGUAGUUCUUUGAUCACAUUCUGUGCUAAUGUUCUUUGUUGAAAUUGUUUCUUCAGCUGAGUGUGCGGACAUAUGGUAUAAAUUGAAGAAGGAAGACAAAGAAAAGCACAUCCAUGUUAUGAAAGUUUACUUACUGUCACCUUUCUUGUUUGGAAUUGUUCAUCAAGACGAUAAGGUAAACAAGUUUGUUCCAAUGAAAAUUCAUUGCAAAAUAUGAUUUAUCUCUAUACAUUUCCGUGAAGAAUAAGUGGAGAGAAUUUGGUCGAAGAUCAAAGCAUUUUCUCUUAGGUGAUUACGGUUGACUCCCGAUAACUCGAACCCUCACUAACUCGAACCUCACUCUAACUCAAACCGAAAUCGAUUUUUCUUGGAUUUCGGUCAUACAUUUACCGUAAUUUUACCCUCUGUAACUCGAACCCUCAAUAACUCGAACCUCCCUCUAACGUGAAGUUUUUUGUUUCCCCUCAGAUCAUUUGUAUAUAAUUUUACCCUCAAUAACUUGAACCAUGUUUUGAGCCCUUAAAAAGUUGUGAAAAACACUCUACUGGCAUCCGAAACAUUGUAUUUUGAAUUGAUGUUGUUUGUCACAAAUCUAACCUGAAAAAGCAUUACUUCUCAAAACAGUAAAACGCCCGCUUUAUUUCAGGUAAUUUUUAUUUUUCUUUUUUUUCAGUUUCAUUAGCAUACAUUACAUGACCAUACCCAAAAACAAAAACAAAAAAAACAAAAAUUACCUGAGACAAAAAAUUAACUACAACAUGUACUUGUAUCAAAGACAAUCAUUUUGUAACUGAGGGUUUCCAUACACUACAGUAAAUUUUGAAAUAAUAAUUACUUCCUACAUCUUUUCAGCUUUGUCUGACAGAUAGGGAGACCUGGUCAGAAAUCUGUCCUUUCUAAAAGUAAAAGUUGGGUUAUGUUCACAUUAUACUGCACAGCUUUUUGUGCUGACAGAAUAGGCUGUCCAUUAUAGUUUGAACAGUUGUGGUUACACACUUCAAACAGCAUUGUGGUGGAGCAGUUGCCAAGAGGGUUUGGUGCACCAAAUUUCAAUCCUUACUCCUGAAUACGGUGGAACCCUGUUAAUAUGGUCACCAAUGGGAGAAAAAAAUAUGGCCGUAUUAACGAGGGUUGUUGACAGGAAAAGUAUGGCCAUUUUGCCUGGCGGCCAAAAAAGGUGGCAAUAAUAACCAGGUGAUUGUAUUACCGAGGUGGCUGUAAGGUGGGGUUUUACUGUAUUUACUACUUUUUUCUGUGGGUUCCAUCCCUUGUUCCAACUUAUUCACUUCUCUUACAGUCUGAAUACUUGCUCACUCUGCUUCAAAGUGUGGAACUUAACCUAUCUGAUAUAUGACACUCUGCUAUUGAGACUGACAUGGCACAGCUUUGAUCAAUAAUAAUUGAAUAAUAAUUGAUUUGGCAGUAAUUACUGCCAAAUCACCAUUUUUUUUUAUGUAUGAACAAAAGCCCUAUCUGGUGUGAGUUUUGUACCCCUGACAGAGCUUUCUGUUAUACUGUGAAUAUUGCCUUAUUUGGAAGCCUGUAUAUGUAAUUCACCAGGGAUGUAGCUAAGGAAAGGCUGAACAGGAUUUUUUGACCAACUGCAUCUUGAAAAUAAUUUCACCCCAUUUUUGUUCUGCAAAGCAAUUUGAGCCCAUGAUGAGGUCUUUUUGAUUACUUACAUGUAUUUCAAAUCAAUGUGAGAUGUGAAAACGUGUUUUUUUUUGUCAACAGUGGAUUAAGUGGGCAUUUGAAAGUAAAUUGUUGCCAUCUAAGAGGUACGUGUUUUUUACAAUUAAUACCCAGAGGGCAAGCGGAUUUAUUAUACACAAACCUUGAUUAGCAAUAUCCUUCAUGGUGUCUUUGUUUUGUCAUGUUUUUUAGCUCAUUUGAGACAAGAGAGCUGGAAGAAAAAUAUUUUGAUGCUGUUGAUUUAAUUGAAACAGCAUUUAACAGACUGGCAGAAACUGCAGUAAGUAAAGAUUUGCUCAUGUGGUCAAGUUUAACAAAAUUUAGGAGGUGAGGCUCUAUAAUAAGAUAUAGCUGCAGGGAUCCAUAUUCAUUUUUAUCAAAGUCGUCAACCGGGCAAGGACGCUUGAUGACAUACUUGCCCUGGUUACAAUUUAGGUUGCCCCGACAAAAGUGUAGAAUUGUAAGAAAGAAGGGUGAUAAAAAUAAUAAUUGUGUGCAACUUGAACAUUUCUGAUUUUCACUAUAAUAUUAUUUCCAUUAUAGUUACUAAUAAAGUAAUACAGGCUACAGGCCUGAGGCUAAACAUCCAAACAGUCUGCCAUCGUACAUUGGCUGCGGCUCCUGGUUAUUUUUUUGUCAUCAAAGGCGGCGAAAUGCUUUCAUCUUAAUGAAUGCUGUCACGUUUUCUGCUAAUGGCCCACAAAUGCAGUUCUUCACAAAAUGAAACAUACCAACAGUUAACAACAUGAAAACUGGGCCUGCGAUCUGCACCAUCAGAUUAAAGAUGGCACCAAACUAACAAUUUCAUUCCAUACAAAAGAUGCAUGUUAUUCUCGAUUAUUCUAAAGGUUGGAUGAGAAGUAAUCAGAACACGGGUAAAAUGUACACGAUAAAAUCAUAUAAGAAUUUUUGAAAAGAUUUUGUGGUUGAGCAAAACCUCAUUUGUCCAAAGGAAGACUUUGAUUGUUCAUGCAAGAUUGUAGUCGAUGGGAUGGCUGCGAAUAUGGAUCCCUGUACAUGUAGCUGUAUGUCUGUGUAGGCCAAAAAAGAAGCUGUAAUAAUUGGGUGUCUUUAUUGUAGGGUAUAAUCCUUUUACUUGCAAAAGUGGCCAAAGUUAUAAUACCACAAAAUUUGAUUUUGUAAAGCGGUGAAAAGCAAAUGGUAUGAUGUGAAAGAAUUGCCAGCGAGGUUUCAGUUGAACUGUCACACUAUAGGUUUUCAUCCAAAGACUCAAAUGUUAGAACUACCUUGUGCAGCAUAAUAAGCAGUACCACAGGAAAGUACUGCUUAGUAGCUUUCAUUUGAAUGGUCACACUUCAGGAUUUCACCUACAGACUCGAAAGUUAGAACCACCUUGUACAGCAUAACAAGCGGUACCACAGAAAAGUAUUGCUCAGUAGCUUUCAUUUGAAUAGUGACACUAUAGGAUUUCAUCUACACACUCAAAAGUUAGGACUAUGUUUUAAGACUCCUUCUUUCUCGGAAAUAUCUCUUUGUAAACUGUUAGUUACUCUGGACAAUUUUUUGCUCUUUUUGCAGCUUUUGAAAAAUAAAGACGGACUUGUUAAAAUUCUAAACCUCAUUGGAAGUCCAGGUGUAAGCAUGGUAAGGAAAGCACUUUAUUGUUGAUAUUGUACAUUGUCGUGAAAGGCGCAUUGAGAGUCAGUUCCUCUACUCAAACCAAAUUUUAUUGAAAAUGUUAUCUUUUUUGUAGGAAUUAUUAAUAAAAAAAGGGACAGCACCAGUUGUUUAAAUGUUGGAUGGUGCCGCUAUCCACUGGAUAAAUCACUAUCCAGCGGAUAAGAAUGAGGGAAAUAAAUUGCAUUAUCCACUAGAUAGAGAUUUAUCCACUGAUAGCACCAUCCACCUUUUGAACAACAAUGCCCAGGUAUUAAGAUGAUCAGGGUAGAAUGACAGUGUUUUGAUCAUUGAGCAUGUGUGCACAGAAAAAGCACAUAAGUAAAGCAACUCCUGUAAAUAUAGGUGGAAUCAGAACAAGGUUAAUCUUAUUUAAACAAGUGUCUCAGUCUUUGAAAAUGUAGUUAUCUCUGAACAAAUAAUAAUAAUGUUAUUUUUAUCGUUGCUUUUGUUUCUAUAGUCCCAGCACUUGGAUAAGGCAGUGACCUGCGCAGAAAGUUUUCUGGCUUUUACAAAUUUAAGGUACCGGUGUUUAGGAAUCUUCCAAUCAAAGGUUUAGUAGUGAGCAGUGAUUUUGUGACCUCUGCAUCCUGCUUCCCUGAUGUAUGAAAAUCCUUUAAGAUGCAAAAUUGUUUUAUGGCAAAAUAAUGCAUCCCAUAGGACACAAAGGUCGAUAGAUUGAUCCAUGUGUUUUUGUAGAAUUAUAUGCUGUUUGUGUAAUUUCUGUGGCAGUUAUUAGGCUGAUUUAGCGACAGGACAGGAACGUCAGUUGACGAUGGGAAAGCGCACGGAAAGGACUAAACACGACUUCCGGUGCCAAAUUUGCUGCUCUGCCAUUGGUCAAGCCACUUGUUUAAUUUGCGCGCGCCGUCGUCAACUGAUGUUCCCGUUCUGUUGCUAAAUCAGCCUAUUAUGGUUGUUGUGUAACGAUGGGUAUAGUUGUUGUGCUUUAAAACUGAAGGACUAUAUUUUAAUUUCAGUAUACACUAUACUGUUGUAAAGAGUUUUGUAGUCCGUUUUCAGAUUAUACUGUCUGGUUACAUAAAGGCCCAAGAAUUUUCAUUUUCGGAUUCUUUGUUUUUUUUAAGUGGGGCUCAUUGAUUUUAGACUGGGACUCACGAUUUUUCACAAAAUGGGUUCCCGGGACUGACCAUAACUAUUUGUAACAAAAUCGUGAGAUGAAAAACUCAGUGUGGAUUGAGGAAUUUUUUUAUCCAGAAAAGUGAUCAGCAGCAAACUUCUCCUUGUAACGUUAAUGGUUUGUAAAACAGGUUUGUCAAGAGAAUUGACUGCAUGAUCACACAAGUUGAAUUUAGUUUAUAUUAUUUUUAUCAAAUUCUCCCCACUACUUCUUUAGGAAGUGAAUAGGGGCAACAAAUGAGAAUUUAAAUUGUGAUCUUUGGGUUCAAAGGGUUAAGGGGUCACCAACUUGUGAACACUGCUGAAACUUAACAUUUGGCUUGUAUGUGGUGCAUGAUUGUGAAGCAUUUAGGCUGCAUUGUGGAUCUUUUUAGGGAUAAAAUCAAGCUAAAACCAGGAAUAACCAAAAGACAAGGAGAUGUUGCAUUACUGUUAGCUCAUUAUCAAGGUAUUAACCUCUUACUUGCUAGUUUGUCACUCUAACUUUAAAAUCUGUGAAUAAAUACCUAUGAUGUCACCAAUCAAAUGAAACCUCUUCAACAGUACUUUCACAUGGUGCGAUUUAUUUAGUUUGUAGUGGUAACUUUUGAGUCUGUGGACAAAAUCCUGUGAUGUGACCAUUCAAAUGAAACCUCUUCAUUGUACUUUGAAAUGGUACUAUUUUUGUUAGUAUGUAGGGCUAACUUUUGAGUCUGUGGAUGAAAUCCCAUAGUGUUACCAAGCAAAUGAAAUCUCCUCAGUAGGAUCUGGCAUUUGCUUGCCAGAUUUAUACAGGUUUAAUAGUAUUUUGUGAAAGUUGCCGAUACCUUCUGCUUUUCCUCCUACAGUCACAGACCAUAUCAAACAGUUGGCUUCAGGUACUGAUCUGGUUGAGGACUUUACCCAAAAGUGCAAAAAAGAGGAAGCUGUGAGUGCAAUAAUAACCAUAUUUUCUUGAAUAACCAUCUCUUUUUUAAAAGUUUUCUUGAGAGUGGAGGGCCCAUGAUUAAGGAAGGUUUCCUUCUUCAUACAGCCAUAUACCACAUGUACUUUAAAGGAGCUGUGUCACGAAAUUCAGCCAAAUUAGUCAAUUACAAAAUGCCCUUAAAUUAAGAGAACGUGAAAAUAACUGCGUAAAACAUUAAAGGAAGGUUAAAAUAACACAACAGAUACAACAUGCCAUGGAUGGACAAAACUGAAGAAGAUUGAAACGGAUUGAAAUUAGGGUUUUUGAAAACUGUUCAGCAUAACAGUUUUUCAAAGUUGAUCUCUGCUGUUUGCAACUUCAAAAAUAAUGCUCAGGAGACAUAUUUGUUUGUCUCGAAUCUCUGAUUUUGUCAUUUCCAUGUAAUUUCCUUGCUUACUUUAAGUUCCAUACUGAUUAAGGGCGAGUAAUUAGCAAAAUUAAACAAAAUGCACUGGGCUGCUGUGACACAGCCCCUUUAAUAAUCAUUGAAUAUUCACUUCUUCAUAGAAUAACUAGUUUUGUUAGACCAUGUGACUUCAAGCUUUAAGCUAAGGAUGAAACAAAUCCCUUGCUGGUUCAGAUUAAAGCGUUUUAAUGUUAGGUAUGUUAACUUCAGCUUCAGUAAAACAGACACAUUUAGAGAAAGUAUGCAAGAUGGGUUGAGCGAUGCAUGAAUGCUGACUUUUAAUUGGAUACAAUUACGUGAGAAUCAUGCCACACAUUAGAUUUGUGUCACUUGCUGUAAGACAAGUUUGCCUUGGACCAGUAACGUUUUUUCACAACCUGCAACCACCUGAUUUGUUGCAAAACAGGUUGGAUUCUUUGGUGGUAAAACACACAACAUCACUGUUCAUCUGGUUUGGCAGCAAUGUUAUGAUUUGUGUUUGUCAUUUUGGUCCAAUUUCAUUUGAAUAAUAUUUGUCCUUAGAAUACCACUGAUGAUAAGAAUGCGGGGAAUGCUAAAUUUGAAGAUGGCAAAUACACAGCUGCCAGUUCAAUUUACACCAAGGCAUUACAUAUGAGGUAAGCAGUUUCACUGUACUCUUAGAUGAUUCUUCUAGUGAGGGUGUCGGAGAUGGAGUUGUAGUUAGAAGCACAGAGCAUUACAAUUAUUUUAUCGUUCUAAUUCUGCUUACAACUCGGUCCCUUACAAUUUAGUGACAACUACACCUGUAGGUUUUCCAAAUGACAAGCAAAGCAGAAGUACCAAAACAGCAAAACAACCCAAAAACAUAGAAACAGGCAUUGUGAUUGGUUUAAGCACGUCUGUUUUCAAUCCCUACAAUUACUUUUCACUGGAUGUUGCACAGCAUAACAAACUCAGAAAAGUACUACUUAGUAACGGUCUGUUGAAUGAUGGUCACACUGAGGAUAGUUCCCGGGGUACUGCCAUACAUAGGCUACAUAGGAAUGUGCCGUUGUGAAGGGUAUGGUUUUCAAGCAGUUUACUUUAGGAUAGGGUAUAUGAAUCAGAGUCUUUGGGUCUAGAAUAGGGUAUCAUUUUUCAGGAAACUGGUCAGUUGGUGGAAGAUUUUAUCCAGACUAGGGAUUGUGGUAUAAGGUUUUGUUUUGGCUAGACUGUGCUAAUGACUGCAGUAGUUUCUGGAAAACAGCUACAGCUACAGCGGGGGGAUUUGGGGAGUUUACUCUAGUAUACGGUAGCAAAAUUCAGUUGAGCUAGCUGUGGUAUAGGUGAAGGGUUCCAGGGUCCCAGCAGCACAUCCCCACCCAGAAAUUCCUAAAGUAACCCCCCUGGGGAUAGUUUCCUUAGACUGUAGAGCUAGAACCACCUUCUACGACAUAAUAAACAGCACCACAGAAAAGUAUUGUUCGGUAGCUUUCAUUUGAACGGUCAUACUUUAGGAUUUCAUCCACAGACUCGAAAGUUUGAACAACCUUGUACAGCAUAAUAAACAGUAUCAAAGGAAAGUACUGCUCAGUAGCUUUCAUUUGAAUGCUCAUACUGUAGGAUUUCAUCCACAGACUCAAAAGUUUGAACAACCUUGUACAGCAUAAUAAACAGUACCAAAGGAAAGUACUGCUCAGUACAUAUAGCUUUCAUUUGAAUGGUCACACUCAACAAUUUUACCUACAGUCUUUAUUGUUCCAUUGACUUUUUUUUACAUUUAAUUUUUCAUCUGUACUUGCAGCCCCUAUAAUCAUCUCCUUUAUGGAAACAGAGCUCAGAGUUUCCUUAAGACUAAAGAUUUAAGGCAAGUAUCUUUGGUAUUGUUGAUUACCCUUCAGUCUUUUGUUUCCUCAAAUUAUUAGCAAUCAAUGGAUGAGUGCAGAGUAUGGUCUGAAGAAUAUAACACUCAAAGAGGGAGUUAUCCCAGUGUGGAUAACCAUAGUCAUCCAUGAAAACAUAAAAGCAGAUAAAUUGUUUCCCUAUUUUAGGGUUGACCUAAGAAAUACAGUCCGGCAACUACAGCUUUGUGUAUCAAAUUUAAUUUGCUGCUGAUGAAAAAAGUGCAUUUUUGAUUUUCUAAAACAUUGCAUGAAAUUAUGUUAUUGACAUUUCAACAACCCCUUCCCCAACUUUUGCAAGGAAUAAUGUUUUUCCCUUUAUUUUGAAGAAUUCUACAAAAUAGAGUUAUCGUUAUUUUUUUUAAAACAUAAAUGAGAGUUUUUUUCCCUUUUCUUGUGUUAAUAACAUCAGUACUGUAAAUCUGUAGGCGUGCACUCUCUGAUGGACGAAGAGCAGUGGUCCUGAAACCAGAUUGGCACAAGGUAUGCUUAUUUAGCAUGGAACGAUUUCAUUUAACUGUUAUUUUCCCACACAAACACUGUAAAGGUGGAUCUUCAGGGUUCACACAGUCUUCAGAGUAAGAGAAAUGACUCCUGAGUUCAAACCUUUCAAAGAAAAAUCUUCUUAUCUACUUGUCCCUCAGACAAGCACCAUAUUAAAUUUGGUUGUUUGAAACCCAAGAGUUCUCGUCCAAAACAUCUUGCCAGGUUCCUAAGCCAAACAGAGCUCAUAAAAUUUAAAAAUGUGCUUGUCCUAGACAAGUUUGUCAAAGGUUUACAUGUCCGAACUAAAUUUCUACCUCUCCCGGACAAUCAUCGGACAGUGGUUUUGGUGCGUCCUGGCCUUGAAAAGUCCUCGAAUUUUCUUCAGCUUUGAAUGUAGUGGCCUGAAAAAGUGUCGUAUGAUGCUCUUUGGUUGUCCAAAACAGAAUAUAAAUCGUAGCUUUCUUUUUUGGGACUGUAAUUAACUAUCAAUUUGAGACAGGUCAACUGAAAAAUGUCGAGAAGUUGGUGGAGCAAAGAGCUCAAUCCUUAAAGUCCUAUAACAUUGGAAUGGGAAUGUGCAUUUUUGUACAGUGUGUCAAAGGUAGUUCAUCCUUGAAAAUCAAAUGUGGUCCUUGAAAGGUCCUUGAAAAGUCCUUAAAAAUGGUUCCAAUUUUUGCGUGAAACCUGGAUCGUAGUAUUACUUUAACCCAUUCGCUCGUGGAGAUUUUGCGGAAAAACACGUGUUGAAGCUAGUCAAGUGGUUUUCUGGUCACUGUGGUGCGAAAGAGAGCUAAAACUUACCACAAACCUGUUUACAGGUGGCACACUUCACAGCCUUCUGAUCCAGUUGCAAAAUAUUAGCUUGCGAAGUUCGGACGUGUGUAGAAAGCAAAAUUUGAAGAUAGUUUUUGGGUUUAAAAGUGAUGCAGCAGUCUUGACUUUUAGUUUUCGGCUUUCUCUCCUCCCCUCUGUCCUCCCCUCUUUGCCUCUUUUUUUUUUUCUUGCUGGGCAUUUAGUAGGCUUCAUUUUGAUGGGAAGAGUUUUUAGGAAAGCUUUUAGGAUCUGAGGGUUAGGCGAAAUGAAAGGUAGGUGGGCAAUGGAACAAGAUUUUCAUGGAGAUUUUCAGGUCAUUGUUACAUGGUUUUCCGGUGUCCUUGACUGAAUUGUGCUCAUUCUGGUAUGGUCACUCUGCACAAGUUCGCAGACAAAGUUGUCCUUGACCAUUAAAACUGAUGACCUCACAAGUGCUAGAAAGGACGUGGAUCCGCCCGGGCGGUUAUGGGUGGUUCAGGGGCAAAUGGGUUCAAGAAAUUGUCAAAACUUAGCAUUUUCUUUCAGGCUCAAUACAGAUAUGCUCAGGCAUUUUAUGAACUUGGAGAUAUCACCAGAGCCAAGGAAACAAACAGGGCUGCAAGGAAAAUUUGUUCUGAAAAGAAGGACUUGGAAGGUCAAUUUGAAAGAUUUGAAAAGGGCUUCCAAGCAAGUGAGUUAUGCUGAAGUAUUAACAUAAAGUUCUACAUGUAUCUGACUAAACUCAUGAAUAAUAUUUGAAGUUGAGUGUACAUCUGUGAGUUCAGAUUAUUUUGAUGCAAUAUUGAAACCUCAGCAUUUGUACCAAGUCUCAAAUGUCUCCUUAUUUUUUGUUGGCAUUUAGAAAUUGUUGCAGCAAAGUUUCAGUUUUUCCACAUAGGGUUUUAUGAAUCUAGGAUUUUACCAUUCACAAACUUCCAACUGAAUUUACUAGGCAACAGUUUGAUUUAGAAUCUUUAAGAAGCUUUAAGGAGAAACCAGUUUUUUGAAUUUUUAUAUGUCAUUUUAUAUUGCUGAAACAAUAAAAAUCUCUGUCUCAGUCAUUGAAAAUGUGUGUGUACAAAUGCAAUGGUUUUUUUCAACUUUUUAAUGGCAAAUAGAAAGUUUUGAAAAUGUGACGAAAUACAUGAAAAUUGAGUUACCGGUAGAUGCAACUGUGUCUAUGAAAGCAGAAGCAUUACAGCUUCUGAGAUGAAAUUUCAAAGAACACAUGUUAAGAACAAAACUUUAAUUUCCGUAAAAAUGCAUCUGUGUAUGCAUAACUGAGCCGUGGUUUGCAAUUCUUUAGCUAAAGAAGGUAAAGGAAAAGCUACAGAGAAGAGAAAGGCUGCUAAGCAUAGGUAAGGCACUUACAAUAAUAUUUUUUUAAAUGUAAAACUGGUGCUACUUUUGGUGAUUUGAUAAAUGACCAGGUGCUUUCUCGAGGCUAAAAAAGUGAAUAAUGGCACCAGAAUUCCUUUAAAUUAUUAUUAUUUUUGUCCAAUAGUAAACUGCUCGAUGACUUGCCAGACUUGGUGGACCCAGAUUCUGGUGACACAAGUUCUGAUGAUGAUAAUGGUGCAUGUAUUCCAGAUCUGGUUGAUAUGGAGGAUGAAGAUUCUACCGACUCCACUCAUGAUGAUAGUGAGGUAAAAGCAAGGAUAAUCUAUGACUGUCUGUUUUACUUACCAUAUUAGAGACCUGUAGAUUCUAAGGUGAGUACGACUAUGAGUACGAGAUUUUCUCAAUACUACAUAGUGCUUGCGUGAGAAGCAGCGUCAUUUUGGCGGGAAAAUGUGGUAGCCGUCGUCAAUCUAUGACGAGUUUUGGCACAAAUGUUGUGCUGGCGAAAACAAGUUAUCAAAUGUAGGUUAAGUUUGAUCAUCCAGGUGAACGUAGUCCUGAAUAGGACUGUUGUUUUGACAGUGACUGAUGUUUCGACAACCUGAGCAGUAGUCAUCUUCAGAGUCAAAGUGAGCUGUAUCACGUCAGUUGAUGGUAUUAUACUCUGGUUAUAUGGUCAAAUGUUAGAAGUUUUAUCAUUUUGCGAUAGGGAAGGCGCGUAACCUCCUCCACUAAAAGAUAUCAGAGCUAACUUUUCUAGUGAAAUACGGUAAAAUGAAGCUUUUCUGGAAGUCUAUAUUUUGAGAAUACACAAAAAAACUUCAAAUCAAAUCUCGUACUCGUAGUCCUCCUCGUCCUCAAGUCUAAAGGUCUCUAUUUACUUGAUUUAGCACUACCCUUGAAUAAAUGCUGCCCUCAGUAAAUUUCCCAUUCUUUGUUGUUCACUUAACUUAGUGUACUUGACUUUUGUAGGAUCCAAACUCAGACAUUUCAGGAUAUGAAUCAGAUGACUCAUCUGCUCGGUUAGUUGUUGACAGUGAUUAUUCUUUGAAAAGGCACGAACACACUCGGCAAUAUGUCCCUUUCAACACGUCGAUGUGGAAAACCCCUUCUUGUGAGCAGGUCGUGAAGACGUGUUGCGGUGACAAAACACUUUGUGUGAGCUGGAGAAUUUUUGUGAGAAACUAGCAUUUUGUUGCUGCUAAGGGUCACCACAACGUAUUAUGCUGUGACUUGUCGCCUAGUGUGUAUAGACCUUAUACAUUUGUGUAAUAGAGCGAUUUUUGUAUGACCUUGAAAUGAAAACGCGCGAACGAACCAGAAAAAACAAGCAAACGGAAAUAGAGUGAUUUGAUUGGUUUAUCGAAUGGAUACAAACAUCCUUCCCUCCCCCAUUCACCCUUUCUCAUUUUGGAGCUUGAACUUUCAUACUUGGUUUGUUGAAAUAUGAUUUUUGCUGUCUUCUUUAAUAGUUGUUUCCUAAAAAUUAUUUUGGAACUUCAGAGAGACUUGAAGCAAAAUAACAUCCACAGGUCAUUAAUUGUUCUCUAAAACAAAAUAAUAAUGCUCAUUCUUCUUUCUGUUACAGAAAGAAAAACACUUCUGCAGCCCCACUGGUAAGAAAAGUACUUUCAAUUAACUUGCUGCCCUUCCUCUGAAGUUUAUGUGUGGUUCAAGAAAAUAUCCAUUCUCCGUCACAAAGUGUUGUUGGUUUGAAUUCUAGUCUACCUUGAAGAUUUUGGCCUUUAGGCCCUUCCCCCAACCUCCCUCCUCUGAAUUUUUCAGUGAACCACAAUCUAAGAUGGGGGAACAAAUUAUUAUUUUCUGCAACUGCACGUUCUUUCCCUGAGUAACAAUUAUUUGUUUGUUUAUUUCUAUUUCCUUGUAAGGGUUACAUUGACUGAAACUUAUUUUCAAAUAUGCAGUUAUUUAACUUACCGGUAUCUAGUUGUGUGCUAGAGAUUUCUCAAGUUGAAACAUGAAUAAGGACGUUGAAAACUGUGCUCAAAGUUUCUUAGAUAUUGUGCAAUUUUUUUCUCCAGCGCAAGAAAAAAAGACCAAAUAAAAAAGUAAGGCAAGCUUUACGAGAAACGAUGCAGAACAAAGUUAAGCGAGAGGAAAAGGCCAAGAAAGAAGAAGAGGAGAAAAAGGUAGCAACUGGAAAGGAAAACAAAAAGUUGGAGAAAAAGAACAAAAAGGCUAAGGUAGGAAAACAGAUUGUUUUCCUAUCAUAUGCUCUCGUUAAUGUUAACCUGCAAGCAGACCCUGUAGAUGAGAGCAAGUAACCAAGCUGUGAGUUGUGGAAGGGACAAAGCCACAAGAGAUGUGUGAAAUGCACUGGCAAGAAGAGUUUGUAAACAUCUCUUCCAGUACUGGCUCAUAACUCUUUGUGUGGAGGCCUAUUAUUUGUGUUAACCCAGCACAAAUCCUCAUGGAGAGAGCCUGAUCGCAAGAUGUGUUGUUUUUGUCCAAGUAGUAUCCAUGUCAAUCUACAAUGGCACUCGUUGUUACAGUAAAGUUCACAUUAACAAUACCACUUGUUAUUAAAAAGUGGUGACAAUAGUGUCAUGUAAAAUGCACGAGUCUCAUUUGAAGUAUCACCACACUUAUUUUGAUGACAGUACUUACCUACACUUUAUUUCUGUUAAAGGGUUGUGAGUUUGAUAAAUCUUUUACAUUGCAGGCUACCCAAGUUGACCAGAAUGGCAAUUCUCAACGAAAAAAAGAAUUUACUGCUCUUCUUAAGCAAGUAAGUUCAUUUGACAAUGGCGUUAAAAAAAUUGAUCUCCACAUCCCAAAAUGUUAUUGCUUGCUCAAGGCAGUUGCAUGUUUAGCUUAGUUUAUGAGUUAGUUGGAAAAACACUUCCCUUGCCCUCAGCCCACCUGACAACUGAGCUUGAAAAACUCCUUCAUUUUUAUCCAUGCUGCCGUGCAGUUUUAUGAUGCCCCCCCUAAAUGACAAGGCAGGCAAAUGACGGUUGGACGCAGCUGGAAUUGACUGGUGUGUUAUAUUAUUAAAAUGUAUGACGUCUCCUUGAGAAAUUCCAAGAGUGUUUUAGGACAGUCCAAACAGAGAGAGAAAAAUGUUGAUAGUCUGACGUUCUCCCAAGCUUGUUUUAUUAAGUUUUGAGUGAUGAUGUGAUGUUUUCCUCACAGGGCAGCAAGGCUGUUCUGGAAAAAAAGUGUGUCAUGGCUGUUCAUAACUAUGGAAAAGCAAUAACAAUAUUAGAGCAAUAUGAUUUUUGCUAUCAGGUAAAUUACAUAACUUAAACUAGAUGAAAUGAUUAACAAUUAAUCCUCGAGCCCGAAUGGGCAGAGUCAAUAGCCCAUGAGGCCCAGUUCAUGAGCUAUUGACCCAGGCCAUGAGGGUGAGAGGAAUAAUUGUUUUAGUAAAAUCCAACUAGUUGGUUGAAAAUAUCGAGACAAAACAACUUUAGCUAGCAAAACGCGAUUCAGCCACCAUUGUUUUGGUUUUCAAAGCUGGUGCUUCUUGCUACUAGGGGGCAAUAACAUAUAGCCUAGAAGUAGCUCAACCAAUCAGAAUUCACCACUAGUUGGAUUUUACUAAUUAUUAUAAUAAAGUUCUGAUAUAACGAACACUCUGAUUGGUUGAAAAAGUGUGCUUUAUGAAAAGAUAAAAGACGGAGAUAAAGCUGUCACACUAUCUGACAAUACUGUAAACGUCCUCUCAUGAGCCCUGGGCUUAUACAACUUUGUAAGGGGGUUUAGGAGGGCAUAUAAAAUGGGGGGAAGGUUUGUACCAGCUGUAUUUUUUGGUUUACAGGUACAUGGUCCUACAACUGGUAGGGCUUAUAAGUGAAAGUUUACAGUAGUUUUUUUUUUUAAAUUAGAAUGAAAUCCAUGGGGAAUUUUACAGAUUCUUUAUCAUAAAACAAAUAAAGAAACCUUGACUUUGCUCUGUUCUGUUGUAAAGCACUCAGGUAGCGUGUGGUGUGGUGUGUUUGAGAAUUUCAAUUUGAAAGAAAUCCAUGGGGAAUUUAACAGAUUGUCUAUCAUAAAACAAAUAAAGAAGUCUUGGGUGUGCCCUGUUCCAUUUUAAAGCACUCAGGUAGCGUGUGGCAUGUCAGUAACUUUAUUUUUUGUCUUUGACAGGUCUUUGACUUGAAGGAAAUUGAUUUUGUCAUAUUAUUGUAUGGUUUUGGUGCAGCCUAUCUGGAGGUUGGUGGUCACGAGGUAAACAAUAUUAUUCCACUCUUAAAUUCGGUGUUGCUAUUGCAAUAACCAGUCGUAUUGCAGAGAAAUUGUGAGUAAUUGGGCCUGAUUCUAUUUUCAGGAACUUCGAGAGGCCAAGAAGCAGUUUGACAUCAUUGUUGUAGAACAUAAAAAUGUAGUGUUUCCUUUAGCAUACUUGGGCAGUGGAAGAGUGUUUUAUAAACAAAACAGGUAUGAUAGGUGAUGAUUAUUAUUGAAAUGUCAGCUGAUAAAUGAAAAGCUGGAAUGAGUGUUAAGAUGGCUUUCCAACAACAGUUAAGUGCUCUGAGAAAGAAAGACGAAGGUAUUUUUUUUCUAAUGAAGUAUAUUUCUCUCUACUUUUCUCAGAUUUACAGAAGCCCUGAAACCUCUAGAAGAAGGCCUAGCAUUAGUCAACAAAUUGGGUGAUGAUCUUGCAUCUUACAGAUGGCCUGGUUCUCAAGUUAUUAUUGAUGAGACAAAACCUGGAAAGUUGCAGGCAAGUGCUAGUGUAGCUUCCCAUGCAGGGGUUCGUCACGUGAUCUUGCUCCACUUUGGGGAGGAUUGCGUGACGAGCCAAAGAACAUCUGCUUGGGAGGCUAGUGUGAGUGUUGACACUUUGAUUCCUAAGUGUCAAAUGGUCAUGAUUUGUGAAGGGCAGUCACUAAGAUCUCAAGUUGCUGGGUAUUUGCAAUCAUUAGGCAGGGGAUUGAACAACUAGAAAUGUGUUUCACUUUUAUUUUCCUUUUGUUCCCAGAGAAGUGGAUGAGGAGGGGCAUGCUCAUUUUAGCGGGGGGGGGGACCCCCGCCCCUGCCCUCUGUCACACCCCUGUUCGUUUAUCUUGUUUUUGCAUGUCUUGGUUAGAGAGACAUUUUGAAUGUUGUUGAAGUUUCAGCUUAUAGAGUUGGGGACAAUAAGGUGACUGAAAAACUACCAUAUACUAUCAUGACAUUUUUGAACGCAUCCAAGGUGCAUAAUAAUCGGCUCAUCUCUACGCUAGUUCUUUGAACCGUUACUUUCUUCAACCUACUUACCUUUGUACAGUGCUUGACUUAUCUUUCAGAGUGCAAUAGAGACGUUAAUUAGAAUUUGUCGUCAUCCUCCUCGUCCGGAUGCCGUUUGUAGAUAUCAAAACUGUUCAAAUAAAGCACAGAUUUAUCUUACAGAUCCUGGUAGGUGUUUUGUCCCCUAAUGUGUGUGUGAAGCUUCCUGGGGCCCACAUAAAGUAUUUUCUUGGGCGGGGCCGACAAAUAUUCAGUCUAGAAUUCAAAUAAGGCAUUGCCAAGGUGUCAUCCUUUUUAUAUUGUAACACUGGAAAGGAAACUUUUUGUUUCAUUUAUAGAAAAAGUAUACUUGAAUUCCAUGCAUUUUGCUGUAGUUUUUUUCCAUGGUCCACGCCCUAUUCUAUGAGAUAGCAGUGUUACUCCUUUUCAUCUUUUUUCGUCAGUCGAAUUCAUGUUUUUAGGUGUUAUUCAACCUUAGAAAAGUGUCUGAGAUGAAAGAACAAGAGCCCUUAAAAUUAAACAACAGAAUAGUUUGCGUUAGUUUUAACCAGAUGAUCGUAAUAUCCCAAUUGCCGGAUCGUAGAGGGUUGCAUUGCAUCUUGAGUUGUCGUAUUUUUAGAGGAUCGUCUCGAUGGCUUGAACACAUUUUGAGCUGGCUCAGGUGAUCAUAGUCUGCAAAUAAAACUGCCAUCACCCUCUGUUGGCUGUAUUCGCAGGCUACGGUGAUUGAGAUGAUCUAGCCAAUUAUAUGGAAAACUAGGCUAUAGAGGCAGUGGAAGCAUUCGUUAAGAUAACCUUGCUUUGUCUGAUCAACAGACUACAAAGGCUACAUACAACUGAUCUGCCAUCAAGAAUGUAAAGUGGAAUUUCAUCCUGUUUGUUGGAAGAAACAGAAAAGUACCCAAGAAGGAAAGGCUGGAGACAAGGUGAGGGCUCUUGUCGUAGAACCUCAAAUUAAGCCGUGUUGACUACCACUCGACCGGUUACUGCUUCAGUUGAUUGGGUAUCAGACUCCCCUGAGCGAUUGGCCCAGGUUCAAUAUCGGCCUCUCAGCCUCAGGAGUGGACUUUCUAGUCAUCUAGAUUAGGAAAAAUGUUGAAAAUAACUGAGCGAUUUUUUGCACGGUGAUUGGUCGAGAGCUGUGGUCAAGGAAAGUAAAGACUUUGGAUAUGACCUAACGAUGGAGCAGUUUUUCAACAGGGUUUUCAUUUCGGCAUCGGAGAUCGGAGAAUUCUCCGUUUACUACGCAGAAUUAUCCAGCUAACGUGCGAUAGCCUAUGACUCGAUUUUAUAUUCAGACAUGGAGCCUGUUUCACAAUAUUCUCCUGUUAAGUUACACCUUUCUCCUGCUACUAGAAUUCUUAGUGAAAACCCAGUUCAAUGAUUGGACUCGUGUGGAAACCAAGCUCUAUAGUGUUCGCUGUGCCAAAUCAGUGUGUUCUGAAUCUUAAUAGAGACCUUUAGAUUCGAGGACAACUACGAGUACGAGAUUGGACUUGAAGUUUUUGCGUGUAUUCUCAAAAUAUAGACUUCCCGGAAAGCUUUAUUUUACCAUUUUUCACUAGAAAAGUUAGCACUGUUAUCUUUAGUGAAGGAGGUUACGCCCCCUCUCGAUCGCAAAGUGAUCAAACUUCUAACAUUUAAUUUUAAUAUCUUGUUUUCGCCACCUCGACAUUCUCGUUAAGACUCGUAGUAGAGUGACGACGGCUACCACGUUUUCCCGCCAAAAUGACGCUGGUUCACGCGGGAGCACUACUUAGCACUGAUAAAAUCUCGUACUUGUAGUCCUACUCGUCUUAGAAUCUAAAGCUCUCUAAUGUCUUACAAUUAACCUGAUUGGUUGAAUUAAAAUGAAAUGAAAUGAAUGAUUCUUCUUUGAUGAUAACAGGAUUUUCUUGAUGAUGGUUGUUUGACCCCAGACUGUGGAGGAUCCGUUGUCAACAUUCAGAUUUUUGAUACUGAUGGUCUAAAGACAGAGGUAAUCACAUGACUUAAACACUUUCGCCCCUACACCAAGUUUUGGCAGGAUCAUUUGUCACUGUAGUUAAUUUUCUGAAUGAAAUCCUAUGGUGUUACCAUUCAAAUGAAACCUCUUCAGCAGUACUUUCACAUGGUACUAUUCAUUUAGUAUGUAGUUCUAACUUUUGGGUCUGUGGAUGAAAUCCCAAGGUGUUGUCAUUCAAAUGAAACCUCUUCAGCAGUACUUUCACAUGGUACUAUUUAUUUAGUAUGUAGUUCUAACUUUUGAGUCUGUGGAUGAAAUCCCAAGGUGUUGUCAUUCAAAUGAAACUUCUUCAGCAGUACUUUCACAUGGUACUAUUUAUUUAGUAUGUAGUUCUAACUUUUGAGUCUGUGGAUGAAAUCCCAAGGCGUUGUCAUUCAAAUGAAACCUCUUCAGCAGUACUUUCACAUGGUACUAUUUAUUUAGUUUGUUGUUCUAACUUUUGAGUCUGUAGAUGAAAUCCUAAGGUGUUGUCAUUCAAAUAAAACCUCUUUUGCACAACGUUUGCAGGGUGCUAUUUUUUCCUUAGGAUUUUACGACAAAGACAUUUGGAACUUUUGUGAAUUUCUUCGCUUGCCGCUCAUAGGAAUGGAAGGGUUGAUAGAGGAGCUGAGUCACUGUUUAUGGAAUCGGUGCAUUGCAUGUCACGUUAUACGUAAAAUCCUGGUCUUUAAAGAUUUUUAUAGAAAAAAGGGAAACAUGUAACUUGAAUGGCUUGAUUCAUUUGGACGUUGAUAUUUUCCUCCUCCUUCCCUCCCCCCUGAGAUGGGUGUGCUGGGUCUUAAAGGCGAUACACUUAGAACUUAAGAUGAACGUAUGUUGUUUUCAGGGGCACAAAGUACAACAAUUAUUUUCAGGGGCCAUGCAAGCAUUCUAGAACGAAUAAAAUACUAAUUAGGGACUCUUGUGUUGAUUUCCGUUGUUGUGUUUUAGUUUAAAAGCGAAAAGUUGAACACGAAACAGGAAAACAAGCCCAAAGCCACAAAGCAAAAUAAAGUCAAAGGAAGGUUCGUUCGCUUUUUGUUUCUUGCAAUUACUUUGAUAGUUACAUUAAAGUUCCACUGCACUUUCCGUAACAGAGUUGUUUUCAAAACAAAAGUUAGUUUCAAGACCUACAUUAAGGGCCUGUUUACAUGGAGGUGGGGGACCCCAGGUAGGUGAGGUAACCCGCUUUGGUGGGUAACCCGCCUGUCCACAUAAUCUCUCAUUUUAAUUUGAUCACGUUUACAUGAUAGGUGGGGUGACCCGCCGCAUGUUACCUCACCUAACUGGUGUCCCCCACUUCCAUGUAAACAGGCCUUAAAUAUAGAGUUCGAUGCUUAAUCUCGGUAUAGUUGCUUGUUCUUCGUGUUGUAGUAGCUCAGUCUAUUAUAAUUGCCUUUGUUGACUAGUUUUUUAAAAGAAAGGGAUAGAGUUGAAGGGCACGAUCACUGGCUUCCAAAAUGAGUGCUCCUUUCUCCUUGAAAUUCUUUGUUUGUUUGUUUUGACAUACGUUGCCAAAGAGACUGAAGUGACUGAUAACGCGGUUUUAUUUUAUAGUGUUGUUGCCACCAAGCAAAAGAAGAAGAAGGAAAAAGAGGAUGCCAUCAAGAUAGAAGAUGUCACACCCACAGAUACCGAUACUACCGAAGAGAAGGAACCCAGUAAUCCUGCACCCCAUCAACCUCCCCCUCCUCCUCCCCCUCCCUCUGUACCAGGUAUGUGGUCAAAACUCAACCAAGCUUCAAUAGAGCGUUUUCUCUCACGUGACCUGCAGAUAUCCAAAUUUAUUACAACAGAACAAAGUGUUUACGUAAAAAAAAGGUUCAACUCCCACAGCACCGUUUGGGACACCAAUAUGACCGCCGUGACGUCAUGUGGAAACGAUUUGUAGUCCCUUUCGUCCUGAAAGUAACCGCUGAAUGCAAACGCUGAUGACGGUUUUUUUACAUGGUUAGCCUCAACCUCAAGCAAGAUUGUCACAAAUGCUGGCUGGAAGGUGACUGAAAUUUAAAAAAAAAAAAUAAAAGGGUUGUUGGAGUUUGUGAAUAUACUCACUUCAGAUGGAAGCUAACCCUGUAAAAUUGCGCCGUCGGUGCUUUAAUUCAGCGGUCUUUGCAAAUGAUCUCAGAACUCUGUGGUUCUUUUUAGUUUUCUUUUCCAUGAGAUUCCGUUGAUGAUGAAGCAAAGGAGAGCACAAAGUAAAGCCAAGGGUCUAUAAAUUGUUUUCUUAGUGUGAGCAAGACAAGAAAGGAAAUUCAACAUUCAAUAUUCAGUCUUAACAAAGUGUGCUUCGACUGUUAUUUAUUUUUUUUCUCAACCCCAACCUUUGCCUACUCCUCUCAGCCACUAGGUUUCUACUCCCAACCCCCAUACUCGCAGUGAUGCACCGUCUAUCCCUCCCCUCCCAUAGAAGGUAUGUGUGUUUAAAGGUUAUGAUAAUAAAGUGAUUAAUGCUGCUGUUGAUUUCAGUGCAAAAAGAAGAAAAACCACCCGAAGAAAAACACCCAAAAAACGUGAGGCACAGUUUUUUUUUCUUUUUUGAUUAGUCAAAAGAAAGGCCUCAAAACUUCCAAAACCUCUCAAAUUGUACUCAUUGGCUUCUUCUCUUGGUGUCUUUGUUAGGCAUUACAAGACAAUUCCAACGCUGAUGCUGGUAUUGGUGAAGGUUUGUAUGUUUAAUGCUUAACCCCCAACCCCACCCCCGUUGUCUUUGAUCCCCUAAUAGAGAACAAAAGAACCACGACGAAGUUCACGACGACGACGUCUGUUGACUGGGAAAAGACUGGAACGAGAACGUCAGUUUCGGCGGGAAAAAGGAAAGUUAAGAUGCAGUUGGUCGGUAGGUCGACGACGACGACACUGAAUGUAAACACAGAUGUAAAACUGUGAUGUUCGUUCGCAACAAAGUUUUUCGCAAUGGCGUCUUUCAAAACAAUGCAAGAUCUUAUUUGUUCAAGCCGUACGUCUAAUUUCAUUGACGAUGAAAAAUUUUUUGUGUUGUCUGACCUUUUCGAGUGGAAAUACACCUACUUUCCGUACGAAAUUAUUCAACUUUCAACUUGAAUGAGAUGACCGAGUCCGAGUGUCUGUCAGAGUUUAGAUUUCGAAAAAGAGACAUUCUGAUGUGAUAGCUGCUUUCCAUAUAAAGUUUUUUUCCUCUAUAUUAAAGAUAUAUGAUUUACCUUACCUAAAUACGUACAAAUAAAUUUAUCACAAUUCACAUACCAGUUCGCUCGCUCGGCCUCCUCAGCUGUUGUCAUUCUUCAAAGUAAAAUCAAUUCAUUAGUCGAAUUUUCAAUCAACAUCGCUUGUUAGGAGAAAAAAGGAACGAUACCUGGAUUUAGGAGGACAAGAAAAUGUAAAGGCCGUCAAAAAUCGCUUAAAACAGUGGAUUUAUACCUGCCGAAGCUUGUGGAUUGCAGGACGACGUGAUUCUACUUUGUUUUGCGUCGUCGACGACACCACGACGACGAAAUUUACUGGUCGCGCUUGCGCAGCACAGUGUAACUCACUUCCGGUCGUCGUCGACCAAGCUGUCGUCGUGGUUCUUAAUUUCCCUAUUGUUGAUUCCCAAAAGUGGGGGUGCGAGAGUGAGUUUCUGUCUUACAAAGUGUUCUCUUAUCGGAAGUCAAAACACAAUAUUCCUAGUUCCGGUUUGUUGUGGAAUCAUAGCACUAAGGAUACUAGUCAAAGGGGACCAUUGUCUCUUUUUAUUGAUUAAGUUGUUUUUACUUAUCUCGUUCUCUUAGUUGAUGUUAAGGCCGGUUUAGGUAUUUUGUCAACAUCAAGGAGCUUGAGCAAACUAAGGCAUUUUUGAGCGAUGCUUGUCAAACAGAAGUGGACUUUUUAUAUUCUGUGGCAGUUGUUUUAGCCCAAAUUUUCGGGAAAAUCGUCUGAACAAGAGUAAAAACACUUAGCAAUACAAAUUUGUCAGCGUCAAGGCAUAUACAAAGGGAAAAGGUCCAACUUCUCGUUGACUAGCCUCCCCACAGGCAUCCUUUGGGGGUCGUUUGUCACGCAUUCAUUUCUCCCCCACGUGGGGGAGAAAUGAAUGCGUGACGAACGAACCCCACGGGACGUCUGCGGGGAGGCUACCCGUUGACGUGCUUCGCUCCAAAACACCUUUGCAGUCAAGCUCCCUAUUGCUGUGAACACACCACACUAUUGCCUUGCUACAUAGUAUUGAAAAGUGAUGUAUAAAUGCUUUACAGAUCUUUAACAUCUGUUUUAGGUGGCGGGGGUUUUAUUCUGAAGAAAGAUGAAGAUGAAGAACCAAUCAAGGUAAGGAGAGUUUCUCUUACGGGUAAAUAAACGCAAAAUUUUUCUGAUCUUUGUUUAUCUAAACACCGUUUCUUGUGCAUGGUUUCACGGAAUCAUAUAGGGUAGACUAGAAGAACAUUCAUCCUCUUUUAAAUAAGCCACUUAGGAAGAGAUCUGGAAGUUCAAUGAUUUAUUAAACUGCUGCGGGCCUAAGUUAUAGUCUCCCUUCACUUCACGCAGCGCUCCUCAGGUUUUUGUAAAGCUCCUCCCCAACAAUGAUUUCUUAAACCGCGGCCUAAGUUAGACCACGCUGGGAACCCACGUGACAUAUAAAGCGUUAAUUAUCCCUUAACAGUAGAUCUUUUAGCCAUUGUCUUUCCCUUGUUCUCAAAGUGACUACAUUGAGAUUUUUAAUAGUACAGCUUCGCUGUUUUUUGCAAGCCAACAACAACUUUAUUUAAGUGCAUUGAAAUAUAGUACAAGCCUUCUGUACAUGUUACUUGGCUGGGGGUCCAGGGCCAAGCUGUAGUCGUUACUUGGCAGACGUUAUACGAAAGUUAGUGGUACAUAAUUCACGCAAAAAUUGUCUUUAGAAGUAUCCUCUUUGAAAAAUUUAAAUUUCUCGAAAUUUCCUUGGUGAGAAGAGCUUACGCACCGAGGGAAGAAGUGGCUCUGUCUUCCUUUCUAAUUCCCUUUGUGUUUUUUUGCUUUUAAAGGGAGUAGGCAAGGCUAAAACCAGGAAGAAAAAAGCCAAGGUGAGAACCAGUUUGUGGUUUAAUCCUUUUACUGAAAGUACUGCUCUCUUUUAAUGUUUUCUCAGUUACUAGGUCUUUGUAAGGCACCAAGGGCGGAUCCACACCGGUUUCUACCGUUUUACGGAAAUCUGUCACAUAUUUUUUCAUAAUAAAUAUAUUUUUAAUAAUAAAAACACUUUCCAAGUUGAAAUCUGGCCAAUAUCCUGUCUGAAUGACUCGGAAACCCAGGAAAGGGGACCUUAAGGAGUAAAAAUCCAAACAAUUUCUUGGGGGAGCCCGCCCUCGGACCCCGCUAGAAGCUUGCGCCUUCGGCGCUCGUUUAGGAAACCCAGUAUUUAUUCUAGAUUCGUGCCUGGGCACAUAAUGCGACGUCGUUCGAAGCUGGACGCCUGGGAAGCCCUGUUUAGUUAUGUGACAGUCUGUUAUGUUACUGUCGAAUGUUUUUACUGUGGAUACUUUGGCGUAAAAAAAUCGAAUUUGUCUUUUUCACUUACCCAGCUAGGCAGCACCACAGGUUUAUUUAGAAAGUAACCCCUUUAUUUAUGUUACUGUUGUAAAAAGACAUGUUUACUGAAAGAUGAGUAGAAUCAGUUCAGUAGGAAGACCAGCUAGCUUGUAAAGCUACCUACACACGGACGCAAUAACUCCAGCCCAACAUUGUUGGUCCAACAAUGUUGCGUGUUGUUGCGGCUGUGUUGCAGUGGUGUGCAAACGGAUGCAACAACUCCCAACAUUGUUGCGCCAACAAUGUUGCGUGUUGUUGCGUCCGUGUUGCAGUGGUGUGCAAAUGGACGCCACAUUCACCAUCCAACAAUGUUGGGAGUUGUUAGCCCGCAAUGUUGCGUCCGUUUGCACGGGGCUUAAAGUUCACCGGUCCUUAAAGGCGUUAUGUCGCGUGAUUUUGGUUUUGGGUAACUGGUCAGAAAAUUGACUGAAAUGUCAAAAUAAAAAAAAAAAGUAAAAACGGAUUUCACUCAGAUGAACUUGAAAAAUACCGCCUCCCGUUUCCUCAGAUCAUCUCAAUUUGUAUGAAACGCCUUAUGAAACAGUGAUUUUGUCAGUGAAAGAUUUUGCUGCGCUAACAAAAAUCUUCAGCAGACUCUGCGAAAGUACUAUGACCCAACCCCACCACUGCAGGGAUUGAUUGUCUUGCAGUCAUUUGUGGCAAUUUCUGUUCUCGUUAAUUUCAAAACUGCAUAUUUCUUUUGUUUCUUUACUGAUCCGUUUAUUUUAUUGCUUAUUUUUUUGCAGAAUACGCAGACCUUGGAUGAAUUUCUCAAGGAUCGUGGUGGCCAACAGACCUUCAGGCCGGGUUUUGGGGAAACGGUUGACGAAGUUGAUGAAAUAACAAUUCCAAAAGGGUAACUUAAAACAGAUUGAAACCUUGAAUUAUUUAUUAACCAAGCAGAUCAAGUGAAUACGUUUGCCAUAGACCUCAGAAAAAAAGAAAUGUUCGUUUUUGGGUUGAUUCCAGCUUUUCAGCCGGCAAGUAAGCUAUCCUUUGGGAGAGUCGCGAGAAGUCUCGCGAUAGCAGCUCUCGCGCGCGUUCUCUCGCGACUUGUUUCGGUCGCCAUAAAUGGAGAGCUUGUUCGCAGGCUGUUGACUUUUUAAAUGUGGCUGAAUGUAAUUUAGGCAAGGUUAAUCUCGAGGUAAUGCUGCCAGCGGUCUCGCCCAGUUUGCACAUGAUCCGUGGGGGCGCCCCUUUGGAGUUGGCAGGGGCAAACUACGUACAGCCUUGCUUGCUAGCGAUCGUUGCGAUCACUGCUUCUUGGAGCGAAUCUUUGCGGAUUCAUUAGCCCCACCCUCCCUUCCCAGAGGGCUUCUCGAUUGCUGAGGUAAGUAUCGGGUUAGGUAAGUAUUUCCACUGGACUAGUUUCAGUGUGACGGUGCCUGUUAGCGGCUGCUACUGUCAGUGUACGUUUGAAGUAUGUAUCCUGGUGAUUUGAAAGAACAGAACCAAUCAUAGCCGUGCAGACUUGAAUGGAAAAAAAAUGCAGCUUCGUUUUCAUCUUUGCCACAGUUUCCAAGGUCAGGGUCACUCUAUGAUCUUGGUCAUGUCUCCUGGGGCCAGGGUGUUUUCAUAAUCAAGACAAACAUGUCAUUUGCGGUCGAAAAUUAGGACUUGAUUUCUUUGUUCUCUCUGCGUUGUGGCAAAAAAGAAUUUUUGAAGUUUGCUAAAGGGCUGUGUCACGAAAUUUAUGAUAAUUCAAACACUGGUGACUGCCACCAAAGUGAAUGAAACAUAAAAAUAACUGCGCAAAGCGUUUAUGGAAAGUAUAAAUAACACAGCAAAUACAAAUGGAGAAACGGAUGGACAAAACUUAAAGAAGAUUGAAGCGGAUUGAAAUUGUGUGGGAUCUUUUUUUGAAAACUUGUUGGCCUAACGAUUUGUCAAAGCUCAUUUUUGUAGUUUGUUACGUUUGAUUUUUAAAUCAAACGUAACAUGCUUGGGAGACAUAUCUGUUGGACUUGCAGUUCAGAUUUUGUCGUUUAUAAGUAAUUUCUCAAUUUCCAUAGCGAAUGAGGGCGCGUAAUUGGCAUUAGUGAGUUUACGCAACAGUACGGCAGAAAGAAGAGGACAGCAAAACGCUUGUGUGUGACAAACGUGACAGGGCUAUUACUUACGUUUUGUAUCGUGAUCUUCACUUAAAUUAAUGUUUUCUGGUCUUUUUCAAAAACAUUUGUUUAAAGGAAGGUGAAGUUUGACGGAAAUUGUUUUCGAACAAAAUUUUUGUCACGCUUGUCUCGCAAGGUUUGCCGUCUUUUUUCCUCUCCCGUCCUGUUGCGUAAGCUUACUGUUGUAUACACAAUGAACCCGACAGUGGUGACACAAUACCACUAACUUGCAUGAAGGCACUGAUUGUCAUAACCUCCAAGCAAAUUAUUUCUCUCGUUUUUUUUUAAUUGCAGCAAAUUUGAGUUUGUUCCUCCACCGCCGGGCUGGAGCCAGCAUGAAAUGGAAGCACCAUUUGCUAUUCCACCUCAUUUACAAGGAGAUGUGGCCCAACUGGAAGCCAGCUACGCGGGCGGCUUGAAUACUAUGUUUUCAUUUUCACCAGUCACUGCUCCUCCACCACAAAUUGACUUAAAAGCAGUCACGGAUUAUGUCAGCACGUAAGUGACCUUUCCUUCCUCCAUAGCAUUACCAUAGUCUGAUUCUUAGCCCGCGUAGAAUGGCGGUUUGUCGGGAUCACUUCUGAUCGGCGAAGCCGCAAAAACGCGCUCGCGGACGAGCGGCGAAGCGGCAAGCUAAAUUUGCUCUUGCCCCAAUCUCCCUGCGGUUCCUCUGCCCUCGCCCGCUUUUGUUACUUUGCGCGCCCAACCAAAACCGCCAUGCUACGCAGACUAUCUGAUUCUUUUCUUUUCCUACUUCUUGACCUGAGUCGCCAUUUGUUUUUAUAAGUCUUAUUUUGAGGGAAGAAUAUGUUUGUGGUGUCGCUGGUGAUGUUUUUCAUGAUGAUGGUGAUGAGGUUAAUGACCGUGGUGUUGUUGAUUACGAUGAUCACGAUGAUAGCAAUGAUGGUGAUAAUGUUGAUUGCAAUGAUGGCUGUGACUUUGGUGAUCACGGCAAUAAUAGGGACUUUAAGAUUCAGCGACGCGACGGCAACGAGAACGUCUUAAAAACAAUAGGUUUAAUAAGAAAAACAACAGCUUUGCACGUUCAGCACGAUUUUUUGUUCAUUUCUUUGCCGUUUUUGCACUACCACGACGUAAAAAUGCCUAAUUUCGUGUUUUACGGAGAACGUAAACAAGCAACGACGAAAUUUUGUUUCGCUUUCUGAACUUGAAUAUUGCCCCCUGGAAUUCACAUUCAGAAGGGUUCGCUUACAUUUGACGAAGUAAGUAAAUAGGAAUAAUCGCGAUAAAGAUUAAAAGAACGUAAAUUCACUUUUUAGGCCACGUUCUCGUUGCUGUCGCGUCGUUGGAUCUUAAAAUCCCUAUUAGUGAUUUAAUACUUUGUCGUCUUCAUCAUAAUCAUCAUCAUCAUCAUCAUCGUCACUGUCAUCACCAUGGUCAUCAUUACUUUCAUCACAACUGUCAUCUUUAUCAUCGUUAUCAUCAUCCUCUUCAUCAUCAUCAUUAUUACCAUUGUUUUCGUCAUAACCAUCAUCAUUACCAACAUAAUCACUAUUAUUAUCGCCAUCGUUAUCACGACAUUACCAUCGGCAUCGUGAUAACCAUUAUCAUUGUCAUUAUUGUUAUUAUUGUCAAUGAUCAUCGUCAAAAAACCCCCUUAUCAUCAUCAUCAUCAUCAUCAUCAUAAGCAUCAUCAUUUCUUUUUUUUCAUAGAAUGUUACAGGAGAUUUUGCGAGCAAACGGACCUCUGGAGCUGGCGGAUCCCAACAUUAUGCAACCACUGAGCAUGUUGCCAGACAAUUACCAGGACAUUAUAUCUAACGCUGGCGGCCUCAGGCCUAUCUUGGAACAAUCCGGCAAAUUUGUGUUCGACGGAAACAGAGUUAUGCUUCCAGAGGAUAAAGACUUUGAAGAACUCGUUCAAGAUCUUAAGCCAAGCACUAAUAAUCCUUUCCUUGAACGAAUUAGUGAAUCAGAUAGUGAUACUAGAAAUUUAGAAAAUGCUAUCCAAGAUGCAAAAGCAAUUUGGGACGCAGAUUCAGUGAUGGAGACAGAUGAGUUUGCUGGAGAAUUGAAUUUUUCUUCGUCUUCUUCACAGUUGUCUCACACAUUGUCGUCGCCUCCUUUUAAUCCUGAAGCUAAGGAGUUUGUUCCUUCGUCGUCGCAAACGUUGUUGGAUAAUAGUUCAUCAAAGACGUCUUUAGUUAGCAAUGGCAGCAAUGUAAAGGAUGUUGAAUUAGUUGAUGAUCAAAUCGCUGAGGAGGGCAAUACUAACAUUCAAGAAUCUGAGUCUGUUGAGAAUUGUACGGAAGAACACAGGCCAGAUUCAAAUGGCGUUGAAGAUGACAAAACGGUUUCAAGUGAUGCUGGAGAAAACAAGAGUGUUUUAAAUGGCAGUGAGGAGCAAAAACCAGUUUUGAGUGACGCCGAGGAGCUUAAAGCUUUUUCUAAUGGUAACGAAGAGUUAAAACCAUUUUCUAAUGGCAGCGAGGAGCUCAAACCAAUUUCUAAUGGCACUGAAGAAACCAGACCUAUUUCUAAUGUCACUGAAGAACUCACACGUGUUUCUAAUGGUGUUGAAGAACAGAAACCAGUCUCUAAUAGCAUUACUGAGCAGAAACCAGAUUCGGAAAGUACGAAAGAUUUUGAGCUAGUUGGAAAACGAUCUGAAGCUGGUCCCAUUGUGGAUAGUUAUGAUAAUGACGUCAAAACGAUCGGUGGAACUGAAAAACAAAAUGAAAAUGCCUUGACGGAUAAUGAUGAAGUUGCGAAAAAUGAACCGGUAGCCGUUGGAAGAAAAAAUUCUGAUGAUUCAUCCGGGAAUAUGUCUCGUGUUACUUUCACUGUGGAACAAGCAGGGAAGAAUGUCGUUCCUGAAAUAGCCGGUCCAAAGGUGCAGUCCACUCACAAGCGAACAGGCAGUAACAACUCUUCUUCGAGUGAACAGUCAGUGAUUACAAGCAAGACAAAAUCGGUUCAGACCCAGCCAAAUGUGAAACACAAAGGCGUAGGAACAGAUCCCAUCCCUGAACCAUUUAAAGCUGAGUAUCAGCGAACUUUGGCUGAAAAAGACUCGCUACAGGCCAGGCUGCAGGAAACUACGGAGAGACAUAAUGCUUUACUAAGUAAAAACUCGGCAGAGGUUGAAAAGGUUAAGAAGAAGCUGGCAGAUGCUUUGCAAGACAAAGAGGUAUGAAGCUGUUGUUUCAACAUAAGACUGCGAGAAGUCUCCCUUUUUGUUCAGAUUUUCUGAAGGGAGUGUACGCGCGCGCGCCGACUCGAGAAACGAAGGCUGUAGCCCGAGGAAAACAGACGUUUUUCGUGCCUCUCCCUACUCUCGCCUUUUGUGUCGCGCGUCGGCAUUUUCGUGUCUUGCUUGUUUCGGUCGACGGACUAAGAAAACCAAGAAACUGCUCGUAGAGCAAAUCCAGUGAAUGAUGUAUAAAUUUGGAGUUCAAGAGAGUUGUCUUCAACUCUAUGAAUCUAACACACUAGAUAGUAUCUGACACUGGUAUUGAUUAUAUUUGUGUUACUUAGGAGGGCACUUACGAUUCAAAAUUGGACGGCCAGACGGCCCAGUCAGGUGAAAUCGAACUAGGCUCAGUUUCUCGAAUUUUCACAAGAACACACCGCCAUGCAUGCUAUGUAGGGUCUUGGGAAGCUAAUGACUUUUAUUAGCUGGGAGGAAGGUUACUUGAGACAGAAAAAUUAGGUGGCUGUGAAGUGCAGCUUUGAGGUAGUAAUCCUCUAAUUUGCACACAACCCUACCUCAGUUUCUCAAAGGGCAGAUAGUGGUUUUGAGGUUGUGUGCGAGACUGCACCACCGCGGUGUACUGUAUAUUAUUGUUUUAUUUUUGGUUUGGUUGUGUGAAGCUCUUUCGUUAGCUGCAAAAUUUGUACUUUUAAUGCUGUUUUCAUCUUCUUUGUAGAAAUACUACAAGGAAGUGCAAGACAUAAAACAGAAGAACUCAGAGGAAAUACGAAAACUGCGCCAGCAAUGUGAAGACAAAGAAGAAAAAAUCAAACUUUUAAAUCAAAAGAUGCUGCAAUCUACGGACGAUAAGUAAGUAUACUCAAUGCCACUGAAUAUUUAAGCUGUCGAUAUGUAGGCUAUGUUAUUUAUACCUAUCAGUCUCUCUCCCAUGUUGUAACCUUUCUUCUUUCAACGGUUGUGAUUGGCGGAAAGAGGUCGCGCCACUUUUUUCAGCCAAUCGGGAGUAAGAACGAAAACCAGGUUCCAAUCCCGCCUUUAUGAUCGGCGUCUCUUUUUCGUUUCAUUUUCGAAAUGCUUCACUUGCAUGUCCCUUGGAAUGUGGUUGGCUUGACUGAAAAGCAAUUUCCAUUAACUAGAACGACGAGAAUUUUAAGGGGGUUUGUGUGUCUUUGUGUUUGGUGGGGGGAUUAUCAUGGUUGUUUAUGAGACGUCACAGGGAUUACUAAACGUAAAAUAAGUAAGAAUUCUGGUAGAAAUAGUCAAAUGGUGAAUAGCUAAUGUUCCUACCUCGGAUGAUAUAACUGGCUUUAUGAUGCUCCAAUGAACACUGCUCCUUGUUAAAGACAAACCACUAACUUACUAUUUUGAUCGCCCCUGAAAAUAAACUGGAUGUUUCGUUUUCCUUCUUCAGAACCAGUGCUGUUAACAACCUCAAGAAAGAACUUGCCACUUGUAAAGGCCAAUUCUCAGCAGAAAAGUAGGUUCUUUUUGAAAAGAAGAAAUUAAGAAAUGUGUAAAACUUGAGUGAAAAAUCGACUGAAGAAACUCCUUUUAAAAUAUCUCUCUCUAGGGAUUCUUGGAACAAAGAACGCUCUGAAAAGGAAGAUUUGCUUAAGAAUAUGAAAGUUCAACAUCAACAACAACAGACUAGGGCCCAAGACGCCGAGGUAAUUUUGUUUGUAAUCUGGAAACUGCUCAGUAAUCUUCAGAUGGUCACACAGACUGAAGUUAGAACUACCUUGUACAGUAUAAUAAACAGUAACACAGGAAAGUACUGCUCAGUUGCUUUCAUUUGAAUGGUCACACUUUAGGAUUUCAUCCACAGACUCACAAGUUAGAACCACCUUGUACAGCAUAAUAAACAGUACCACAGAGCAUUACCGCUCAGAACCUUUUAUUUGAAUGGUCACACUUCGAAAAGAACGCGGUGCUCUUGCCCUUAUGGAGUCAUUUUUUUAUACAGGCAUGUUUUUUAUUUUUGUGCAUUAAACUGCUCGUUAAUCUUUUGUCAGAUCAAGCUUUUGGAGCUUCGUCGAGACGUUGGGUUGCGGUUCCUGGAAAGAGCUUAUCAAGAAUCCCACAUUACCAUCAACAACCUUCUACAGGCUGUAAAUGCCAGGUUUGUUGCUUAAUCACAUUAAUUACAUUUAUAAAACCAGGACUUUAGCACCAUAACAGUUUAGCCAAUUUUAUUUAUUUACUUAGGUUCGCCAAUUCUUGGCAGGGUCACCGCAACAGCGCAUGUCGCCAAUUACUGCGGGCCCGUUUUUUUCUUUGAUUGUGUGUUGUCCGAGGGCUAUAAAUUGCAUCGUCCGGUGUAUUCUACCUCGGUGAAUUGUUAAAGAUGAAUUUUGUUUGCUUUGUAACAGAAUUGCAGGUCCAAAAGUGGAAGAAUUAAUUAAUACUUGGAAGAAUUAUGCAGCGGAAUGUCAUCAAAGGAUAUUACAAUGCAAGGUAAAACGAGGCUAGGUGCAAAAACCUUUCUUGUGAAAUUGAGUUAUAUUUGCAUGAGAAUGAAAAGGCAUUUUCAUAUCAAUAGCUUCGCACUUAGCCUCUCUUUGAAACUGAGGCUUUGAGCAACUCGGAAAUAGAGUACUGGAGUGCUAUGCCUUGGUAUUGAGAAUUAAUCAUCAUCAUUAUCGUUAAGAAGGUUGAAGUGGUUCACGUUGUUUGUAACCUGCGACCAAUUGCUAUCGUUAUGCGUUUUCAGUAGUUGCUUCCACGUGAGCACGAGUUCCGCCUUCAGCUAUACCUAAGUAACUCACGCAAAUUAUUAGUGAUGUGCAAUUGUUUGACAGGACGAGCUACUGCUUCUUCCUCACCGUGUUUACUUUUCUCGUAGACUACGUUUAAUGAACAGAUAGAGCAACUGAAGACUGGCAGGACCCUUGCAAGUGUUCCUCAGCUGACUAUCCCGGGUCCACCUCCUUAUCCAGCCAUUCCAGUUUUACAGUCUGUGGUAGGUUACCCUUGAGACUUGUACAAUCAGAAAUCAACGUAAAAUGUACAAUAGGACAUCGUAGAAUUCAUGUUGGGAAACAAUGAAUAAGCAUCGGCUAUGAUGCGAAAUCAGAUUCCAUUUUCCUGAUAGCACUGCAGAGAGAAUAGCCUCGUCAAGAGGGGUUCUUACAGUGCCGAAAAUCCUUGUUUUGGACCCCAACGAAUAACUAGAAGUGUCUCGAAUGUCCCUUCAACCUGAUUGGCAAAUCAGACAAUGGCUUUUAACAGGUCGAUCAUGGCGCGCACUCAAAAUCCUGGUACACAUCUGGCCCCAGUUGUACAAAAGGUGGAUAACGUUAUCCACCGGAUAAAUCACUAUCCACUGGAUAGCGCAAUUAGUUUCCCUAACACUUAUCCGUUGGAUAGUGAUUCAUCCGGUGGAUAGCGCUAUCCAACGCGACCCAGAACAAGGAUUUCGGCGCUGACUCGCAGAGGGUCUCAACCAGAGAUUUAGACAAUAGGGCCAUUUAUGCGAGGAAAAAUAAGACGCGUCUUACAUAAGAUUCGUCUUAAAUGAGACGCGAACUGUACCAUUUAUACGAGCAUGUCUUAUCUAAUAAGACGCGUCUUAGCUAAGCCGCGUCUUAUUUCAGACCAAAUGUGCCGUUUAUACGGAAAGUUCGCGUCUUAUGUAAAACGCGUCUUAUUUUUCCUCGUAUAAAUGGGCCUAAUGUUCACACUAUACCGGACAACUUUUACGCCGGCCCGAAAACCAUAGCGGAUAAGGCUUCUGUUCAUUCAUAAAGACACUGGUUUCGGCGCGAUUUCUGUAACGGAGCGAAGCUGUGCCGCGCUUAUCUCGAAAUUGGAGGGUCACAUACUUUACCGGAGAGAUUUUCGUGUGGACACAAAAAGCUUUCCUUUAAAGUUGGAACAUAGCCUUAGUUUUCGUCUGCGGAUUGGACUAGAGGACUUCUCCUGCUCUAAGUUCUUUUCAAUUGACAGUUGACUUAUACCUGCCAACUUUUUUUAAAUUUAUGGUUGACAUUUUCAUCCUGAGAGAGCCAGGAGUUUUCGUAGGGGUCCAAUAAUAUCCGAAGACGUUCCAAAGUGUUUCGUCUAACAUGAAAACGGGAGCACCAAGGAACACGACCUCGUCUCCAUUGACUUUCCCUAUUAAAGUAAGAGAAUUCGGAGAAAGUCAACCAUUCACAUGGACUUUUCUUUUCUCUCAUUGGUUCCAGUUUCUUUAAAUAAUUAAUAUAUUUUUCAAAAUGUGUCAGUUAGCGGUGUAAUGGCUCAAACAUUUCUACCAGGCGUGAGUAGGCGUGAGAACGAAGUUUUCGAUCCCCAAUGGUGACAUUUGGAAUCUAUAGUUGACCUUGUGUCUUUUCAUCCAGGUGCCAGGACAACAGCAGCAACAACAAAACCAACAACAGCAACAACACCAGCCCCAGACCCAGCCCCAGCCCCAGCUUCAGCCCCACCCCAGCCACAGCCCCCUGUGGAAAACAAGGCUCCACUUCCCAGAGCGACUGACCCUCCCCUCCCUAAUGUACCUGCUAGUGCUAUUGGCGCAGUCGCGGGUCCCUCCUCAGUUGGACCUGUUCCUGGCAAUCCUCAUGCUGCUGUUGGCGGAGAUAAAACUGCCAUUGCUGCCGCUACCGCUGUGGUUGACAAAGCAAGACCUUCCAACAGCUUUGAAAAAAUUAUGCUACGUCUAUCCACCAUGUAUCCGAAUUUUACCCGGUAGGUAGACGAUAUCAUUUACUCUCGGCUACUCUGUAUAGUAGAAUAAACAACACCACAGGUUUUGCUCGGUCGCUUUUAUUUGAAUGAUCACUCGAAGAUUUCACCCACAGACUCGAAAGUUAGGACCACCUUGUGCAGCAUAAUAAACAGUACCACAGGAAAGUACUGGUCAGUAGCUUUCAUUUGAAUGGUCAGACAUACACAGACUCCAAAGUUAGGACCACCUUGUACAGCAUAAUAGACAGUACCAAAGGAAUCAUGAUACUGCUCAGUAGCUUUCAUUUGAAUGGUAACACUUUAGGAUCUCAUCCACAGACUCAAAAGUUAGAACCACCUUGUACAGCAUAAAGAGUAUCACGGGAAAGUACUGCUCAGUAGCUUUUAGAAUCUUGUACAGCGUAAUAAACAGUACCAAGAAAAAGAAAUGUUCAAUUGAAACACGUCCAUUUCUAAAAGCAAUGUUAAACGCUCCCUAAUAUAGAUAAGAUAUACUGAACCCUCUUGAUUCGUGCAGUCUUAUACAAAGUUCGAUUUACACAGAAAAACUGAACCACAUCUGAAAUGGACGCCGCUAACCACUGGUGUCUCCCUUAUCGAGUUUUUUUUUUUGUCUUGUCCUUUUUUUUUUCGUUUCAUGCUUUUCUCUUUUUUUCCAAAUAAUUUGCGUUCUUCUUGUUUUCCGUUUGUGUGCUUUUAGUUUGGAAUUGACGGGCUUUAUUAAGGAAGUGCGACAUAACAAACAUGGUUCACUUACGGGCCUGUCUCUUGAGGAUAUCGUAGCGAGUGUGUCUGAGCUGGUAGAACAGAAGAUAAAGGUAUGUUCAUAAACUUCGCUAGCGUACGCUGCUUUUUGGCAAUUUCAACACUUAACGAACGAUCGCAGAGGUGAUUCAAAUAGCAAGAUAGCUGCUUGAAACUCUAGAAAAACACUAGAAAAAUACAGAAAAGCCAGAAAGGGGCGCGGAGGAGCAAAGCUGUAGGAGAUUGAAACGGAUUGCAUUUAUUUAAACUUGGAAAGCAGUGACCUCCUUUUCAAGUUUGUCUCAAUGUGUAAGAGGGUGUAACAUGUAGUGCUUCACUUUGGCAUUCCAUCCAAUGAGACUCAAUACACAUAAAUUAUUUUUCCGUCAGUUCUCAUACAUCGCUUCGUUUACUCAAGAAUAAGAAAGAGUAUUGGUAGUGUUGUUUUUCCUUGUAUUCGCUAAUCCCAUCUCUGUUCUCCUGAGAAUUCAUUCACUAUAACAUUUUAUUUUUAUCUGAAGGCUGGCUUAUUGCGCCCCGGGCCUGUCGCACCGAACACUACCCCCGCAACACAACGACCGCUUAAACCUACCAUGAUGGCGCAGAACAUCCAACCAGCACAGGCAGUCCAAUCUGCCAUGCUAGGAGCGCCGGAAAUGCUAAAAAUGAUCCCUGGUAGCCUAGGUUACGAAGAAGAUCCGUGCGUUAUUUGUCACGAGGACAUGAAUGCUUCUAACGAUAUUGUUACCUUGGAGUGCGGCCACCGAUACCACUCACCGGUAAGAAUAACCUUACUAGUUUUUCGCUAGAUAGUCCACACUGUAAAGACAGGUAACCAAGUGACGUGCGAUGUGGCGCUGUUUCGAGUUGAUCGGGCGCCAAGCAUUCUAAGCUCAUGCAAUAUCCAUCAACCAAACCAUUGGCGAAUCUAGGGGAUAGUGCCCGGGCCCCCUCCUUAUUCUUAGGCCAACUGAAAGCCACCAAGGGACGAGAAAAAUUGUUUUUAGGGAGUACCCUCUCCUCUCUUAGCGUUUGGGCACUAUGGUUUGCAUGAGGAGGCCUCCAUCUUACUUCACGAUCUGAAUCCUCCAUCGCAAACUCUAAUUUCCAGGUUGCAAACAUCAGCCCUGUAAUAAUAUGGUAAUGAGCGCUAGACUCGUCUGAAAAGUAGUGUAGCAUUCCGUUCCUACCUUCUAACAUACAUGAUAACGCUGAUUUUAAAAAACUUGUAAACUCGGAUAUUUGAAAGCUUAAGAUUCGAGGACGACUACGAGUACGAAAUUUUCUCAGAUUGAAUAAUAAGUGGUGCACGCGCGUGAACCAGCGUCAUUUUGGCGGGAAAACGUGUUAGCCGUCGUCAUUCUACAAGGAGUUUUAGCGAGAAUGUCGUAGUGGCGGGAACAAGUUAUCAAAUGUAAGAAGUUUUAUCAUUCUGCUAUCGGGAGAGGGCUUAAGCUCCUUCAGUACAAAUAACCUUAGUGACGUUUUUGGUGAUAAAAAAGUUAAAUGAAGCUUUCGGGGUGUCUUAGUUUUAGAACACGUGCAAAAACUUUCAGUAAAAUCUCGUACUCGAGCUCGUCCGUAAACCUGGUCUAGAGUAAUAAUGCUGUUAACUUGUUUGUCUUAGUGUAUCCGAAAGUGGCUGCUUGGUGAGCAAAGUACUUGUCCAACUUGCCGUGUGCAUGCUCUUCUUCCCGACGAAUUCCCUCGUCUUAAGUAAUAAUGAUUAUUGUUCAUUGAAGAGUGAAGAAUAUUGGUCUGUAAAGAAAGUUUGGUAACACACCUCUAUACAGGAAUACAACAACUUGGAUUCAUCCUCUGCCCUUUAUUGGUGUGUCACGCGUUGAAAGAAGAAUUGCGCGACGUUAAUGUGUUACAAUGUCACGUAAUGCCACAUAUAUUAGCGUAAGAUAAGUGAAGAAGAAAAUGUGGUAUAUUUAUUAUCAGGAAACGCAAAAGCUUAAAGAUGUUAAGUACUGUGGAUGAAGAUUAAAAUUAUGACAGUGAUAUUUAUAGAGAAUAACAAGAUUAAACUUUUGGAGUUAAUUUACAGUGGCGGCUUUCAGACGAGAUAAUCCCGCAAAGAUAAUUUCGACACAGCAUGAUUCGGAAGAGUCAUAAAGAAUUUUGUAGCAAUUCGAUUAAGUAACCUGGGACCAAAAAAAUUCUGUGAUAUGUUUUAUUGCUUUUAUCAAGGAACUUAAAUAGAGCAACCUAUAAAACUGGUUUUUCUUGAAAAUUGAACAUUAUUACCCAAGUAAUUAGUUCAGUAUCUUUAAGUCCAGUUAAUUACUUUUUUAGGAAUUAUUUUUAAUAAACUUUAGAGCGAGCUG